CCCAAGAGAGGGUAGACUCUUGAGAGAGAUGUUGAGAACCUUGUUAUUUAGGAUCUUCUCUUUGGGCUCCCUGAAAUGUUUGGCGGAAUUUGGUUAUGCUCCAGGGACCUCCUAGGAAGAAGGAAGGAAGGGAAUGUGGUAUUGUUAUCUCUGUUAUUUUUGAAAUUCUCCUGUCUUGUAGUGCCGAGGCCUCUUACAAGGUAGAAACUGAACCUCCAGAAUCUUUCUGGUGGUCUUAGGAGCCCUGAGGUGUGAAUGGCUGGUGGAAUUAAGUUCCUGACCACCCACCCCAUCCCCACCCCUUCCCUUGCCUGCCCCAGAAAACUUUGAGCAGCUUUGCUGAUGUCAGCAGCACCCAUGCUGCCAGGUGUGGGCAGCUGUGGGCCUGCAUGGAGGAGCCAAAGCAGGAUGGAAAUGUCCUGCUUCAGGACGGAAGUCAGGAUGAAGAGCCUGCAGUUCAGUGCACCUCUUCCCACACCCAGCAUCCAUGUUGUGACGUGGAACGUGGCCUCUGCAGCACCUCCUCUAGACCUCAGUGAUCUUCUUCAGCUCAACAAAGAGAACCUGAGUGUGGACAUGUAUGUCAUUGGUUUGCAGGAAAUGAACUGUGGGAUCAUGAGCCUCCUUUCUGACACUGCCUUUGAAGACCCAUGGAGCAGUUUCUUCAUGGAUGUGCUUUCCCCUCUGACCUUCGUCAAGGUCUCCAGUGUCCGCAUGCAGGGGCUCCUCUUACUCUUCUUUGCCAAGCAUCAGCAUUUGCCCUUUGUCCAGAUCCUCUCUACUAAAUCCACCCCCACUGGCCUCUUCGGGUACUGGGGGAACAAAGGGGGCAUCAACAUCUGCCUGAAGCUUUAUGGCUACUAUGUCAGCAUCAUCAACUGCCACCUCCCCCCCCACAUGGCCAACAAUGACCAGCGGCUGCAGCACUUUGACCGGAUCCUGGAGAUGCAAAAUUUUGAGGGGCAGAACAUCCCCAACAUCCUGGACCAUGACCUCAUUCUCUGGUUUGGAGACAUGAACUUUCGGAUCGAGGACUUUGGGCUGCAUUUUGUUCGGGAAUCCAUAAAAAAUCAGUGCUACAGUGACCUGUGGGAGAAGGAUCAGCUCAGCAUUGCCAAGAAACACGACCCGCUGCUCCGGGAGUUCCAGGAGGGCCCUCUGCUCUUCCCGCCCACCUACAAGUUUGAUAAGAACUCCAACAACUACGAUACCAGUGAGAAAAAACGCAAGCCCGCAUGGACCGACCGCAUCCUGUGGAGGUUGAAGCGGCAGCCCCAGGCCAACCCCCACACCCCGAGACUGCCAGCCCCCGACUUCUGCCUGACCCUGAGGAGCUACGUCAGCCACAUGGUGUACUGCAUCAGUGACCAUAAGCCUGUCACCAGCACCUUUGACUUGGAGCUGAAGCCAUUGGUGUCUGCCCCAUUGAUCACCCUGAUACCUGAGGGCCUGUGGACCAUGGAAAACGACAUGUUGAUCAGCUACUCCUUGACCCCAGACUUUCUCAGCAGCCCCUGGGACUGGAUUGGACUAUACAAGGUGGGGCUGCGCCACAUUAAUGACUACGUGUCCUAUGUCUGGGUCAGGGACAACCAGGUCUCCUUCAACGAUGGGCUGAGCCAGGUAUACUUCAAUGUCAGCAAUAUCCCCGAGACUGAGGACCAGUUUCUCCUCUGUUACUAUAGCAACAGUCUACAUUCUGUGGUGGGGAUAAGCAAACCCUUCAAGAUCCAGCCUGGCUCCUCCUUGGCAGAGGACCUACUGGGUGAAGCCCAACCACAUAUCUGAGCCCGGAUGAGAGUGGAUCCAGGGCGGAGGCCAGAGCUGGCAGCCAGCUCUGCCUACCACUGCCAGGAGCGCUGGGGGCCCAGCCCCCAGAAGAGGCAGCAGGUACCCUCCACCUCCCAGGGGGAGCUCUCGCCACACUCCUAUGCUCUCUCUCCAGUCCAGAUCUCUGGAAUUGGCCACUUGAAUACAGGUUUUUGUUGCUGAGAUGUGAGUGCAACCAGCUGGUUUGUCAGCAGUGAAGACCUGGGACAGUCCACUGGCUGUGGGGAGACCCUCCAGCCUGCAUCUCGUUUCUUGAUUUUCCCCACACACACUUCCAGUUCCGCCCAAGCAGGCCUGCCAGGCACAUGCCCCAUCUGGCACAGGCCUGCAUUCUUGUCACGCCAUCCUGGGCCUCAGGCUGCCUGGGCGGCGGAGGGGAAGAGAUGCUCACAUUUGCACAGGCUCUGUAGACUGGUUGGCACAAGCAGCCCUGGGUUCCAGGAGUCUUGGCAUCUCAUUGCCUGUCCCCCUGAGGGAUAGGCAGAGGGCCUGGGGUCCCUGCUUUCAGCAAGGACUAAGUGGGUGGGAUGGAGGGGCCCCUUCACCCAGGCUCUCAUGUAGAUGUUGUGGGCAAGACGAUGACUGUCCUGCUGCCAGUACCCCCACCCCAGGAUGUCCCAGGGCCGGAGCAGAAGAUUGAACCCAGGUUCACUUCUGCUGGUGGGUCAGGCGCCAUGCCCCAACCUGUCCUCUUGUGAAGGCACAGACUUUUCCAGGGUGUUCCUCGCCCAUUCGUGCUCAUCUGCCCCUACCCUUGCUGCGGUCACUGGCCAGAAACCUGCCCUCUCUCUAGAGUGCCCUAGCACCCAGAAGCGGAGGCCGGCAGAGAAGAGAGCCAGAAUCUAGAUGUUGGAGAAUCUGACCUUGAGGGUGUUCAGAGAGCAUUCUCUAGGUGCUGUGUGGGCACUCAGUCCCACCUCCCACCACUUGCCUCCAGCCACUGGUGAUUCAACGGCCCUUCUCCCAGGAGAAGACACCUCAGGGAGCCUGCUCUGUGACCAUGAUGCCCAUCCUAUGACUUGAGACUGAGGGACGCUGCAGUUGCUCUAUGAUCCAUACUCCACCCUGGGAGCCGUGUGUACCAUGAAGAACUGUCCCCCUGGCUGCUAGCGGGCCAUGGCUGUCUGUGCUCUGUGUCUGUUGUGUUGGGGGAUAAUUAGAAACAUGACUUUUACGCUUGUGUGUGA
This is a messenger RNA of Lynx canadensis (Canada lynx), 3017 nucleotides long. It is a transcript of the gene INPP5K, whose product is annotated as inositol polyphosphate-5-phosphatase K. Bases 343 to 1788 code for a protein of 481 amino acids. Gene Ontology annotation, molecular function: phosphatidylinositol-4,5-bisphosphate 5-phosphatase activity; phosphatidylinositol-3,4,5-trisphosphate 5-phosphatase activity; inositol bisphosphate phosphatase activity. The transcript is spliced from 12 exons. NCBI's taxonomy places the organism in Eukaryota, Metazoa, Chordata, Mammalia, Carnivora, Felidae. Gene Ontology annotation, cellular component: plasma membrane; cytoplasm; endoplasmic reticulum. The record is from RefSeq and is a predicted model, not a curated record. Gene Ontology annotation, biological process: negative regulation of glycogen biosynthetic process; phosphatidylinositol dephosphorylation; negative regulation of peptidyl-serine phosphorylation.